AUGGGCGAGAAGCCAGCUCAGCAGUAUGCUUGGUGCUCGUGCGGAGAGUGGACCUACAACUGGCGGAUUGAGGAGCUCGGUGGCAAAUGCCUGUUCUGCAAGAAGCAGCUUGAACCCUUCAAGCCCAAGAAGAAGCACCCGAAGUCCGAUGGCGGUGGCACGCCGCCAUGGAGAGAGCCGUCGGCAAUAUCGCUGCGAGACUUUCUUCCUGAAGAGCUUCGGGCCACGCCUGCCGCGCAAGCGUUGCAGGCUGAAAUCGGCAAGGCAGAGCAGGAGAAGCAGCAAAAGGCCACCAAGGACCCGUCCGCGGCGAAGCAGGCGAUGCUCAGGGCGGAUCGCAUCGCCGAGCAGGAAGAGCAGCGCCUCCUCAAGAGCAGGCGUCCUGAACCCAAGGAUUCAGCUGCAGUGUUCUUUGAGGUGGACUCCGCCCUCUUCGAGAACAUUGACGAGUACGGGGACUCUGUGCAGGAGUCACUACGCCAGUGGCAGGCAGAAGUCGCCCGCCACCAGCAGGAGCUUCAAGAGGGCCAGGAACGCUUCGAGGAGCUUCUCAAGAGUAUCAAGGCGGCCGUGGAGGAGCCCGCCAACAAGAAGAGACGUACCCCCGAGGGCGCAGUGCAUGGUGCGGCGCCUGCGGCGCGUGUUGACACGCCAGCCAAGCAGGCCCCGCCUGCGGCGCCAGCCCCGCCCAUCGUGCCGCCUCCAGUCAAGGCGCCGCCUGCCAAGGUGCCAGCGUGCCCGCCAGCCAAAGGCGGAGGCACAGCGGCGCCUGCGGCACCGUCGGCGGCUGAGCGCACGGCCAACCUCCUCACGGAGGAGCAGGCCACCGCUGCUCGUGAGGCCAUCUCCCAGAAGGCUAAGGAGGCAGCAGCCGCGGCGAAGCAGACGGGGAAGCCCGCCACUCUCACCGCCGCCAAGGAGGGCCUCAGGCAGGUGACGUUGUUCUUCGGCAACGUCACCCAGUGGGGGCCCAAAGCCUCCAGGUACAUUCACAAGAUUCGCAAUCACUACAAGGUGGUCGCCCUAGCGGGGACCCACGUCGAGAAGGCGCGCAUCCCCCUGGAGCGCGAGACACUACGUAAGGAUGGAUGGAAGUUGGCCGCCACACCAGCAGUGAAGAAGCAUGAAGGCUACUCCGCUGGCGAAUGGAUAUUGGCUCGGAAUUUCGUCGCCACCACGACGAUGGACAAGCUGCGCAUGGACAUGAUGGCCAUGGGCCACAAAGACCCUUUCAGAGGUUUCGUCACCAUUAUAUGGCACCUGCAAUCUGGCAGCUUGGUGGUAGUUUCAACGUACCUUUCUCCAGGCAUGGGAGUCCAGCGCAGAAAUGCAGAUACCCUCAAGGCCUUGUCGGCCUUUCUUUUCAAGAUCAGAGACCCGUGGAUCGUCCUCGGAGAUUGGAAUAUGUCGCCAGCCGCGUUCACCAACACUAAGUGGCCCAGCAAGAUGCAGGGACACAUCGUCACGGCUGGCAACGUCGACUUCACUUGCGACCAGGGCACCAAUGGCGGCAUGCAUGACUAUGCGUUAGUCAAGGAUGGAUACCAGGACUUUGUCAAUAUUCAGGCGGUACUGACAGUUCCUUGGAGGCCACAUUCUGGACUGGAGAUAACGAUGGCGGGUUCCAGCAGCAAGUGGUGGCACCGCAGCAUGGAGUUGGUCCCCGCGUUGCCCGCAUACUUCAAGCCAAAGCUGCAGGCCCAGGCUGACAGCAAGCGUAGCAAGCAGAAGAGAAAGCAGACUCAACGGCGAGCUGAAGCACUCCCAGAACAGCUGCAGGAUGCGUUUAAUGAGAUGAUUCACGAGCAGGACGGCCAAGAACCAACCCAACCACAGUUCCACAUCCCUGAGGACAAUUGGACUGUUGGACUUGCUCAGGCGGACGCUCUACUCACGGAUGGACUUGAUUUUGCCCCCCACCCCAUCCCAGUCACUCAGGCGCUGGCUCGAGACGAGGAGGGACAGCACCAGAUAGAUUGGCAUUAUGCGAGAUGGGCCACGGCCUUAGAGGAAACUAUCCUCUCUGUUGAGCCAGCGCCCCAGCGACAUUGCACGGGCAGACGCAACGGCUUCCAACUCCAAUGGGAAGUAUCUAAGUCAACCCCAGGGCGAGUUCAUGUGGAAGAUAAGCCUGCUGAGUUAUGGGGCGUGAUGUCGACCUUGGUUUCACGACUUCGCAAGCUGGUCGCCAAAGGUCUGGACCCAGUGCAGCAGGAGGACAUCAUCAGGAGGUUGAAAGAGAUUGGCGCAGGCAUUCUCAAGGGCACGCCACUGCAGUACUUCGGCAAGAACAGUGAUACUGAUCGCGAAGAAUGGGCAGAGAUGUACUGCAGGCUUUGCAACGUGGACCAGUCGCAGAUCCAGGCUGAGUACUUCGCAGUGAUGGCCAUGAAGAAGGCCAGUGACGCCCCGCCGCCAGACCGCUCCGACCUCGACCCUGGCAUCCUGAAGCUCAUCAGCCGCACUCCACCCUUCCAGUGCUGGCCAGCAGUGAAGAUUGUCAAGGUGGGCGUCGUCCUGGCGAGCCUCUGGGCACACCUUGGGCGUCCACUCAUGAUGAUGAAGACCUGCCUGGCCAGCGUGAGGGAGAGGUGCGUGAAGGCGAAUGCCGUAGGGAGCGAGCCCGACCUGCGGCACAAGUACAUCGACGGCAGCAGCGGGAUGACACGCAGGUGUGCCCUGGACGAGGCGAAUGCCGUAGGGAGCGAGCCCGACCUGCGGCACAAGGACAUCGACGACAGCAGCGGGAUGGUCUGUCGCACUAAUAUGGACGAUGAAGAUGACGUGUUCGCUCAGCCUGAACACGAGGAGGAAAUCGGCCCCCCUCCCGACCUGGAACCAGCAGAAGUUCCAUUUGAAGUUGGCCCUGCACAACUGGCACAGGCAACCCUGUCCCUCGACUUCUUGGACAAGGUUAAUGACCGCACGGAGUCCCUCGAGAGACGAGCGCAAGCACGGGCCUUUGCCAAGGGCCAACAUAGCUUCAUGAAGUGGAUACGAGAGACGUGGGCCAAGAAGCCUGGGAUCUUGCACCGUCAUGUCAAGGGCCCCCAGGCUGAUACCACGGAAGUUGAAGGCAUGGCCGACCCCGCUCUCAUCAUGAACAGCCGCCACAAGUACUGGCAGAAGGUCUGGACGGACAAAGUUGACACCAUGGAGGACAUCGUCUACGAGAUCGGUCAGACCCUGCGGGUGGCGAAGAAGCAGCCAACCAACGUCUGGCAGCAGCUCGUCGGCGUCAUGGUAGAGUCCUUCGCCUUCGUCGUCUCGGACCCAAAGUUCGCAGAGUCUGCAGUUCACUCUGGAGCACGGGAGUUUUACCACAGGCGUGAGCUGGACAAGUACGAACGCAAGCAGGACAUGGAGAACUGGGGCCUCACCUUGACAGUGGUGUCUGGAGGCCAGUGGACUCGUGAACGACAACGUGCACAGGGCUACGCCACGGAGCCGCUCUGCAGGCGUUGCGGGCGGGAGCCUGAGACUCUCCUGCACCGAGCUCGGUGGACCAGAGCCUUUCGCUCGCUGGAGGGCAUCACCAAAGAGUCUCUGAAUAAGAUCGCGCUGGCGGCCAGCAAGGCGGCCAAGCAGGCCCAACGAGCUGUUGCCAGGCAAAGGCUGCAUGGUUUUCAGGAUUGGGUCUGCCAGCACGCGGUCAACGGCAUGGGGGUUCUGCGCCGUCAUGUGAAGGACCCUAUGGCACAGGUCAGUGAGAUUCGCUACGCCGAGGGCACCACUUUCGACGGGGCCUCGCUCAUGGAGGCCAAGCGUGCGACCUGGGACACGUUGUGGACACCGACGGACUUCUGUGGCAGUGCAGUCGUGGCAGUUCUGCACCAAGCUAGGGAGCUCGCUCGACAUGAAGAGCUCCAGCUUCUCACCCUGGUCCUCUGCUGCGCGUUGCGGCUGGCAUUGGCCGCCGGCCCUGCGGAGAGCGCUGGCCGCCAGGCUCGAGGCGGCGACCAGGUGACGCACACGGCCGCCCAAGCGAUGCCGGUGCUGGAGCGGCAGGUCAGCGCGCUGGAGGCCCGCGUGCGGCACCUGCGGCGGCAGCGGCGGCAGCGGCCGCCGCCGCGCCCCCUCGGCGAGGGCGCCGUCGUUGGCAGCGACGCCCGCGGCGGCGGAGAGUGGUUGCAGGAGGGCGACACGCAGGCCGCGCUGGCAGCCGCGGAAGCGGAUGCGGGGGACCCUGCCGUGCUGGCGGUCGCGGAGGCCCUCAGCGAGGAGAACAAGCUACUCCGGAGAGAGAACAUGUUGUACCGGCGACAGGAGUCGGAACGCAUGAGCCUUCUGGAGACCGAGACCGAGUGGAACCCGAAUUACUCCAAGCUCGACGGCAUAUCCUUCCUUCUGCUGUGCGCUGCUAUGGCGGCACCUUGUUGUUAUUGCGCCUGCCUGGUGAUCAAGCACGAGGGCGUAUACAGUUUAGGGAAUGUGUGCUGCUGGUGCUGUGACUCCAUGUGCAACCGGAGCGCUUCCUUCUGGUGGCUGCUCGCCCAGUACCUGUUCAUAGCAGCGCUCGCUGGCAGGGUCUUGUUUCGCAUGGGCGCGGCAGAUAAUCUCAGAAGCUACGUUGGGUACGGGUUUAUCGCAUACAUUGUCGUAGGCACCGAAGCUGGCCUACUGCUGAAACAGUCUCAUCGCGCACGCGCCUUUGCGAAGCAAUGUCGGAGGCCCUGCCACGAGGCCCGCUCUGCCCGCUGCCUGCGGCGGCGCCGCGCGUGCAGUGCCGCCAGCAGAGGAUGCCCGCACGGCCGUUCCUCGUCCGGCUCCCCCAGACAGGGCCGCUCUCAAGCUUGUCCAGGGAGCUCGCAAGCUGGCUACUACGCGGGGUAUCGUUUACAUUUGCGUGUACGAGAUGCACGUCACACUUCGAAGGGCCAUUCAUGAUACGGAGAAGAUGGUCACGAACACCCUUGCCCCUUGGAGGCAAUGGGACGACGCAGGGCACGAGUCUCCGACGAAGCUAGGGAUCCCGACCAACCUCGGGUUCCGGAUUCCGGGCGUCCAGCAGAGCGGCUGGCCAGCGUCCGCUCCCCGCGGGUGAGUGGCCCCGCGCCCCGCGCGCGCUUUGGGGGGCUCCCGGCCGCGCGCGACACUCGAGGGCUGAAGGGAGCGGCGCGGCUCGCAGUCGCCCUGCGCCCUGGUCGCCUCCGCCGUCGCCGUCGCCCGUCUCCUAGAUGAAUCUUGGGUUUGCAUUGGUCCUCCUCCUCCUCCUCCUUUUCCUCCUCCUUUCUUCCUCCUCGUCGUUCUCCUCGUCGUUCUCCUCUUCCUCCUCCCUCUCCUCCUCCUCCUCCUCCUCCU
Prorocentrum cordatum is the source of this 5301-nucleotide messenger RNA. The record is from the annotation of a GenBank genome assembly. NCBI's taxonomy places the organism in Eukaryota, Dinophyceae, Prorocentrales, Prorocentraceae.